AUGCUGCGUGCGGCCAGAUGCACGGCGCUUCUUUUGACCCUGGCUCUGCUGCGCGCGCCUGCACUCGAGGGUCCAUCGUGCCUGGAUGAAGACGGCUACGGCACGCUGCUCCUGCAGAAAGGGGGAAGACAGGUCGCCAGACAGCCAAGCGCGUUGUCUGUUCAGGUAGACCCCGAGAACGGAAUUUGCGAGCCGGUGAAGGAAAACGAAACAAAGGUGCCAAUUCCGGAGCUUCUUGCCCACCACCCAGGUGAGGAUGGCUGGUGUCUCUUUGGCGUGACUGGCGAAUGGGCCAGCAAGUGUGCAGUCAGCCGACGAAAGGGUGACGCUCGGACCUUCGCCGACUCCAUGGGCGAGUACUACAAGUCCUACAUACCCACGUCCAACGUGUCGAAGACACUCAGGCUGCCCGAUGGGCGAAGCCUCCACAACAUCGUCGACUGGUCAUAUCCCCUGGACGAUGCCUACUGCUGGAUUUUGGGCUGGUACGACCUCGACCUGGACCGGAAAGCGGCCGUCAACAACUACACCUACCUCACGGAGGUGUCCAAGGCCUCGUGCCGAAGUCUGGAGCAGAGCGUUCCCAACUAUCAUCAGCUCAGCUUCGGGGACAUGGUGGAGGAGUCCGAGAAAGACACGGACGAGAUUGACAAGCUCUGGGCAUCGCAAAAGCCGGUGCUGAAUCUUUCCCAGGCUUUUGUGGACGGGAUGAAGCUGCAUGCAGCAGUCAAUUGCCUGCUGGGUGGCGGCGAGGGUGGCAUCUGUGAUAUUGCCAACUGCGCGUUGCGCGGCUGUCGCUUAGGCAAUGACAGGCUGGGCUACAAUCUGAGAGGCGACUGCCCUCCAGUGUAG
Symbiodinium natans is the source of this 852-nucleotide messenger RNA. NCBI's taxonomy places the organism in Eukaryota, Dinophyceae, Suessiales, Symbiodiniaceae. The record is from the annotation of a GenBank genome assembly.